AUGUGGUCACGGGCUGAUCCUGCUGUACAGGUGCACCAUUACCAGAAGACGGGUACAACUCUUCAUGAUAACCAUCCCAACCCAUAUAUGGACCUCGAGGAUGAUCAUGGGCUGGUCCAUUUGACAAGUGAUUCGACUGUUACAGAAAUACUACCUCCGUCUCCUCCUGAAGAGCAACUUACAGACAGCGAAGGAGAACAUGACUCAUUUACCGAGAAGACAAUUACGACAUCUGCUUUUGAACAAUUAGUGGAAGAUAUUCGAGUAAUUUUGGGCCCCUCAUCUGGUAUUGACUCUGAGGAUGUUGACGUUGAACAUCUGAUGGCAAGGCUCCGAGAAUACCGGGCAGAUCAUAAUGAGGAUGAGUGGACAAAAUAUGCUCUUGCUGACCCAUCCCGUAACUACACUCGUAACGGAGUUGACGAUAUCAACAAGAAGGCCAAUUUGCUGAUUCUUGUUUGGAACCCUGGAAAGGGCUCUCUGAUACAUGACCAUGCAAACGCACAUUGUAUAGUUAAAGUUUUGAAAGGAACUUUGACCGAAACUUUGUACGAUUGGCCGAGUCAUGAGAACGAACAACUUGUUCCAAGCAAAGUAACUCACAUCAAACCUAACGAUGUCACCUACAUGUCUGACACACUCGGUCUUCAUCGUAUGUCAAAUCCUCAUCCUUCUGAAGUAGCAGUAUCCCUCCAUCUAUAUACCCCUCCUUACGCUUCGAAAUUCGGCUGCCACAUUUUCGAUGAAGCUUCUGGUUGUCGCCAUAAGGUUGACCUGUCUAAUCUCUACUCCAAUAAGGGUAUUCUAUGUAAGUCCAACCGUUAA
Sugiyamaella lignohabitans is the source of this 825-nucleotide messenger RNA. RefSeq lists its product as uncharacterized. The transcript has a single exon. Gene Ontology annotation, molecular function: cysteine dioxygenase activity; ferrous iron binding. The record is from RefSeq and is a predicted model, not a curated record. The coding region runs from base 1 to 825 and encodes 274 amino acids. NCBI's taxonomy places the organism in Eukaryota, Fungi, Ascomycota, Dipodascomycetes, Dipodascales, Trichomonascaceae. Gene Ontology annotation, biological process: L-cysteine catabolic process.